AUGGGUGCUAUAUUUUGUCAUCCUUCUGAACGAUCAUAUAAUAUAAAUGGUAAAAGAUAUACAUGCUCAAGGUUAUUGGGCGAAGGUGGAUUUUCUUUUGUCUAUUUGGUAAAAGACAGUAGCGGUAAAAAGUAUGCUUUAAAAUCAAUGUUGUGUCAAACUCCAGAAUCCUUAAAUGUAGCAAACAAAGAAGUAAAUUUAUUAAGACAAUUAAAUCAUCCAAAUAUAAUUAAAGUGAUUGAUAGUGAUACGAUCAAUUCUGUACAGUUGGACUAUGCCAAAGAGGUAUUGAUAUUGUUGCCAUUCUGUAAAGAGGGAACUUUACAAGAUGUAUUGGAUAAACAGAGAACCGUCAAUGGAAAGAGUUGUAUGAUAUCAGUGUUUACACAGGCAGAGAUUAUCAACAUUUUCCAACAACUAUGUCAAGCAGUGUUGGUGUUGCACAGUCUCCAACCAACACCACUAGCACAUCGUGACUUGAAACCUGGCAAUAUUCUUUUGGAAGGCGAAAAUAACAAACCGAUACUAUUGGAUUUUGGAUCAGUUUCAGAGGCACGCAUCAAUGUAGAGACGAGAAAGCGUGCAUUAGAGGUACAAGAGGAUGCAGAGCAACAUUCUACGCCAAUGUACCGAGCACCCGAGCUAUUUGAUGUAGCAACCAAUUGUACUAUAGACGAAAGAACAGAUGUUUGGGCGUUGGGUUGUAUACUCUACGCAAUGGCAUUUAACAAAUCACCAUUUGAAGCUGACGAAUCUUCAAGUGUCGCAUUAAAGGUUGUAAGUGGUCAAAUCGAAAUACCACCCAAUCACAAAUACUCUCAGCCAUUUAUUCAACUCAUUCAUAAAAUGCUUUCACAUUCUAUAUCCAAUAGACCAUUUAUAAAUCAAAUUUUAAUUGAUUUAAGUUCAAUCAAUUAA
Cavenderia fasciculata is the source of this 918-nucleotide messenger RNA. RefSeq names its product putative protein serine/threonine kinase. The record is from RefSeq and is a predicted model, not a curated record. The coding region runs from base 1 to 918 and encodes 305 amino acids. Gene Ontology annotation, molecular function: protein serine/threonine kinase activity; ATP binding. Gene Ontology annotation, biological process: protein phosphorylation. The transcript is spliced from 3 exons. Lineage: Eukaryota; Evosea; Eumycetozoa; Acytosteliales; Cavenderiaceae. Gene Ontology annotation, cellular component: cytoplasm.